AUAGUGAGACAUCUGUUGAGAAACCAUUCGUCGUUGCCAAAUGAUUAACACUGGAAUUUCUUUUAUCGCUUUCUUGGCGAUUUUUUUCACUUUUAAAUGUGAUGUCGGUGCCACCAACGUCAGAGCAAAUCUAACCAGUCAAAGUUACAAAGGCAAAGGAAUCGUCGUCGAAGGAAACAAUUGCAAAAAAAAGGUCUACUUGUGCCAUGACAAAGAAAUUAAAACUGCUCUAAGUCAGAUACAGAAGAGUUUAGCUUCUUUGGAAGAAAAGAUUUCCGCAAUGCAUCCGAAUCGACGUGGUAAGUAAUACUUACUGUACUGGCUAUAUUUUUCUGUGGGUAAGCUAUAAGGCGACAAAACAGUUAGGAGUCUAUAAACAUGAAUGCCGGAGAGGUGACCGUUUAGUGUAUUACUAAGUGAUUUGUUUUGGACCCGAGUAACUUCUUUACUUUUUGUUUAGAGUUUGAACUGAACGGCCUUAGGAUGAGUUCUUUUUUUUGCAGACUCUGUUUCAGACAUUUGUAUAAAAAAAUUUAUGAAAUGAAAGAGGCUCCUUAAAAACUUACAUUCUCCACAGAAACCAGGAGAUGGGCUCCUGACCCCUGUAAAUAAAGCCGAACUUUUAAACACUCUCUUCGGUAGACUAUAGAUGUCAGUCUGUAGGUUUUAACAAUUUGUAGUUGCAUAGUUUUAAAGCUCUUAUUCAUGUUUGUAAGUUAUAAAGUGAGACCGAAAUUAUUGAAGUAGUUUUACCAAUUUUUAAAGCUUAAUUUGUUCUGUAGUGAUGUAUUAUGGUGGUUGGCGUUCGUUUAAAGUUUAACUUAACAACAGACGAUGGGGGUCCGUUUAACAGAAGAGUCACGUUUAAAGUUCUAUAUUGAUACUACAUGCUUAGUUUUGUAGGAGUAUGGCUUGAAUUACAGUAGACAGUAUUGUUCACACUUUGAACGGUUUCAUUUUUGUUGAGCUUAGCUUAUAGCCUCAGUCAGCCGGUUAAGUAUUGUAGGGUUGAAGCAUGUUAUAAAUAUCACUCAAAUUUUUUUUUUCUGUCUUCUAAAGCAUGCAAGUUCGACUUCGAAACGGGCUUGAGUGGUUGGAAAAGGACUGGAACAGCAUUUAACAAUCAACCUACCUACGGUGAUAAUCCAACAGCUCGCAAAAGAGGACAACCUGCCAAGCAGCAGGGGGACUGGUGGAUCGGAGGGGCCGAAAACAGGCCAUCCAAGGCAGCAACCCCUGGGGCACUUCAGGGAGAUGGUCCCCAAGGAACUCUUGCUUCCCCGUUCUUUAAGAUCGUUGGCAAACGGAUCUCAUUCUUGAUUGGAGGAGGCUGUGACAUUAAGAAAGUUCGUGCUGAGUUGAUUGUUGAUCACCAAGUAAGACAGCCUGACAGAAUUGCGUUCAGCUUUUAGUUUGUUGUGGCAUAUUUUUUCACUACAGUUUCGAACUCGGCUUUAUAAUAGGUGCAACACCUAGCAAUUAAUAUGAUAUUUUCCUUUAUACUUUACGAAUGCCUAACUGAGUUUUGCUGACAUUUUUGUGAUAUAAAAGAAGUAUUUCCGAGGUUAAUGGAUAUUCCAGUCAAUCGACUACAGAAAUGUCAUGGCUUCUGUUUAAUCCUUCCCAUAUAUUAGCUAGGUUAUGUAGCCCAUUAUGUAGACACUGUCAUGUAUAUAUGAAUUCCUAACUUUUUAGACUGUUUGUAAUAGCUAUAUUAAAAUUAAGCAUUUUUUUCUUGAAAGUUCAGAGUGUCUUUCACAUUUUGCAAAAGACUCCCUUAGCUUGUCAUCAGUCAGUUUGAGGGGUCGCUUGCAAGAAGUUGAAUUGCAUCUGCCUCUCUUUUUCAGGUUGUCAAACGUUCUACUGGUUCAUGUAAUGAAACCAUGUCUCGCAAAUUCUGGGACGUUCAUGCCUUUGUUGGUCGAACAGCACAAGUCAAAUUGGUGGACCACAGCAGUGACGGAUUUUGUCACAUCAAUUUUGAUGACCUCGGAGGCGAUAUCAGUUGUGGGCAAAAAUAAUCUCGUCUCACUGCUUCGGUUUUACCGGAUCUCAGUAUCGCACUUAAGGGAGUAGACACAAAACAUUUAUAAGAUAAGAUAAGAGGGAAUAGUUAAUCAAAGUAAUCGAUUAGAUUUAAGUUGAUGAAUACGUAACUCACCAUCUAAGGAUACCGAAUUAUAUGUUUUUCUGUUACUAACAGUUUAACUGUAAACACGUAUCUGGAAAUAAAGAUUUUAAUUAUACUUCAAUUGUAUCUCGUCUUGAAGUU
Porites lobata is the source of this 2272-nucleotide messenger RNA. Lineage: Eukaryota; Metazoa; Cnidaria; Anthozoa; Scleractinia; Poritidae. The record is from the annotation of a GenBank genome assembly.